GCAGAUUAGUGAUUUUUCUUAUUUUUUUCCUUCUAAAAACUUGGGAACGGAUUACAAUGUUCAAACCCGAGCUUCUUACACGUUUUUUACCAACCGCCAGCGCUGCCAUCAAUCCGCCGGCGACACGCACCGCCGUCGCGGCACCCCCCAACCACGCGCAUCUUACCGGAUUUGUUGUUGUGUUUGAUAUUGAAAUGGAGGCUCCAUUGGUGCUGACAUUGUAGCAGUAUCUAGUUCUAGCUUUUGGGGUUUUCUCGGAUGGAAAAGAAACGAGUGGAUGAACAAGAGCCCUCGCCUGCCUCACUGCCUAAAGCUGAUCGAUUUGGAUUUGUAAAGCAGGAAACUAACUCACCUGAUGGAUUAGCAAAGAGCAGAUCAGCUGCAGAGUAUGAGAGCGAGGAAAGAAGAAUUAGAAAAUGGAGAAAGAUGAUAGGGGUUGGAGGAAGUGAUUGGAAGCAUUAUGUUCGCAGGAAACCCCAUGUUGUCAAAAGGAGAAUAAGGAAAGGAAUUCCCGAUUGUCUAAGAGGACUUGUCUGGCAACUGAUAUCUGGAAGUCGUGACCUCUUGCUCAUGAAUCCAGGUGUUUAUGAGCAACUAGUCAUAUAUGAGACAUCUGCUUCUGAGCUAGAUAUCAUCCGAGAUAUUUCUCGUACAUUUCCUUCGCAUGUUUUCUUCCAGCAGAGACAUGGUCCAGGUCAAAGAUCCCUUUAUAAUGUUUUAAAAGCUUACUCUGUAUAUGACAGAGACGUUGGAUAUGUACAGGGCAUGGGAUUUGUCGCAGGUCUCUUGCUUCUUUAUAUGAGUGAAGAAGAUGCAUUUUGGUUACUGGUAGCCCUUCUAAAAGGAGCUGUCCAUGCUCCAAUGGAAGGAAUGUAUUUGGUUGGUUUGCCUCUUGUGCAGCAAUAUCUUUUCCAGCUUGAUCAGUUAGUGAAAGAGCAAUUACCGGAGUUGGGAGGGCAUUUUUCUCAAGAAAUGAUAAACCCUAGCAUGUAUGCUAGCCAAUGGUUCAUAACCGUUUUUUCUUACUCGUUCCCAUUCCAUUUGGCUCUUAGGAUUUGGGAUGUCUUUCUUUUCGAGGGUGUCAAGAUUGUCUUCAAAGUUGGUUUAGCACUAUUAAAAUUCUGCCAUGAUGAUCUGGUGAAGUUGCCUUUCGAAAAACUUAUACAUGCGCUGCGGAAUUUUCCUGAAGAUGCCAUGAAUCCAGAUAUUUUAUUACCAAUGGCUUACUCCAUAGAGGUGUCCAAGCGAUUGGAGGAGUUGAAGGAGGAAUACGAGAAACAACACGGGAAACUGUCCGAGCGUGUUAAACAGAGGCUGCUGCAGCCAUCUUGAAUGAUGAACAAUGCACCCUAAUGACUUUUGAUUCUUUUAUUCGUUGCUGGCAACUAGCAUUGUACAAAGUUGUUGCUGAAUGAAGUAUUUGUCAUGGUACAAGAUUUUAGGUUUGAUUGAUCAGUUUUUAAAAUUGUACACAGCCUGAAUAUGAUGCUUGCAUUUUACAUUCUUGGAUAUGUGCUUGUCAAUAUGAAACUGAUAUACUUUAUCAGAUUGCAUUUAGAAA
Salvia miltiorrhiza (redroot sage) is the source of this 1561-nucleotide messenger RNA. RefSeq lists its product as uncharacterized. The transcript is spliced from 9 exons. The record is from RefSeq and is a predicted model, not a curated record. Bases 259 to 1332 code for a protein of 357 amino acids. NCBI's taxonomy places the organism in Eukaryota, Viridiplantae, Streptophyta, Magnoliopsida, Lamiales, Lamiaceae.